Bradysia coprophila is the source of this 1506-nucleotide messenger RNA. RefSeq names its product U6 small nuclear RNA (adenine-(43)-N(6))-methyltransferase. NCBI's taxonomy places the organism in Eukaryota, Metazoa, Arthropoda, Insecta, Diptera, Sciaridae. Gene Ontology annotation, molecular function: nucleic acid binding; 23S rRNA (adenine(1618)-N(6))-methyltransferase activity. The record is from RefSeq and is a predicted model, not a curated record. Gene Ontology annotation, biological process: rRNA base methylation. Gene Ontology annotation, cellular component: nucleus.
AUUAACGCGGUCUUAAUGUAGUUGAGGUUAUAGUUUGUUUACGUUUAUAAAAGCGAAAAGAGAAUAGUGAUACAAAGUUCUUGAUUUUCGUUGGCAAAAUGUCGAUGAAUCAGUUUAUGCAUCCAAGAAAUAAGUACAAAAUUCCACCAAACUUUACCGACCUUGCAGUCGAAUAUCCAGAGUUUCGAUUAAUUUCCCAUUUGGAUGUAAAUGGUAAAGUAACGAUCAAUUUCAAAGAUGAGAAUACAUUACGUACACUCACCAAGUGUCUCCUGCACAAAGAUUUCGAAUUGGAUGUAACUCUGCCACCAGAUAAGUUGGUUCCAACGCUACCGUUGCGAUUGAAUUACAUUUUAUGGAUCGAAGAUAUUCUGAAAACUGCCGGAAUAGCAAACAAUGUAACAGGAAUCGAUAUCGGCUGCGGAGCGUCUUGCAUAUAUGGCUUACUGGCAGCCAAAGAGAACGAAUGGAAAAUGGUAGCCUUGGACUCGAACAGCGAAAGUUGCAGUUACGCUCGUACGAAUGUUGAAAAUAACAAACUCGACCAUCUUAUUGAAGUGAUUCAUCAAGAUGACCACACUAAAAUCUUCAGCAAAUUGAUCGACCGAUUGGCAUUCCAAACACUAGAUUUUUGUCUAUGUAAUCCACCGUUCUUCAGUACAUUAGACGACGUGAAUUCGAAUAUUCCAGUUAAAAAGAAUCGAACCGGACAUCGACCGUCGCCCCAUAAUGGCAGAACUGGUAUCAACUGCGAACUGAUAGCCGAGGGUGGUGAAUGUGAUUUCGUUGAAAAGAUUAUCAAUGAGAGUUGCCAACUGAAGGAUGGCAUUAAGAUUUACACAACAAUGCUGGGCCAUAAGAGCAGUGUCGACAAAAUCGUUAAGUUGCUGAUGACCAACGGAAUAACGAAUUUCUGUCAAACAGAAUUUUGUCAGGGUCAUACCACUCGUUGGGGUAUUGCUUGGACAUUUUGCUCAGACAUUUAUCUUCGCAUGGUGCCCGUUCAUGGUCAGCAUAGUGUGACAACAAAAGUUUUUACCCAUCACAUUACAACACACGAUGCUACCACUCACACCUUACGACUGGUGGAAAAAAGUCUGGAAAGUGUCAGCGUGUCAGUGAAAGACACUGACUUCACCAACCCCAGCUGUGUAACAUUUAAGGGAGUCGCUCCGGCGGAGAACACAUGGUCGCGGCAAAGACAGAGAAGGCGAGAAUUCGAUCGUCGGGAUAGGCCACAUUUGGAGAAUGAAAUCAAUGCUAAGAAGGAAGUCAGUCAGACUGAUAACGAUCAACCAACGGCAGCAAAAAGGAGAAAAGUUGAUGACACUAUUGUUGACGAACAGGCUGUGCCAAAGAAUCAAUUUCCGUUUUUAGUAUUUGAAUGUUCAUUGAAGAAGCGUGGUUGUGGGACUGAUUUGAAUUUGAAAUAUUUGUAUGGAAAAGGCGGCAAGGACAGUGUGUACCAAAUAUUUCAAUUUUUAAUAAAUCGGCUGAAGUAGAUUU